Molecule: messenger RNA, 4955 nt
Organism: Leptosomus discolor (cuckoo roller)
Lineage: Eukaryota; Metazoa; Chordata; Aves; Leptosomiformes; Leptosomidae
Source: RefSeq, a predicted model, not a curated record
AAUUUUCAUCUUCGGGAACAGGGGCUUCAUCGUAUGAAGUAAACACUGGAGAAACUGAAGUUGGCUUUUUACCAACGUUUGGGCCCUGUUACCUAAACUUUUAUGGAAGUCCAAGAGAAUACACUGGAUUCCCAGACCCAUAUGAUGAAUUAAACUUUGGAAAGGGAGAAGGAGUUGCCUAUAGAGGGAGAAUUCUGGUUGAACUCUCUACAAUGCUUGAAAGCAAACCUGUUAAUAAGAAGUUAGAGACGAUUCCUAAUGAUGACUUACUGGUCGUAGAGAAAUACCAGCGCAGACGAAAGUUCUGCUUGGCUGCUGUGUUUCAUUCUGCUACCAUGCUGCAAGACACUGGGGAGCCUAUCCAGUUUGAAGUUAGCAUUGGUAACUAUGGCAACAAGUUUGAUACCACCUGUAAACCUCUGGCAUCAACAACUCAGUACAGCCGUGCUGUUUUUGACGGUAAUUAUUACUACUACUUGCCAUGGGCAAACACAAAGCCAGUUGUAACACUGACUUCCUUUUGGGAGGACAUAAGUCAUAGAUUGGACCCUGUGAAUGUAAUCCUAAACAUGGCUGAAAGACUGCAAUCCAACUUAGCCACCUUAAAAUCAGGAAUGCAGGCUAAAAUUUCUGAAAACCGAUUAGCUGAGAUGUGGCUGAAGCUGAUUGAUGAACUUACAGAAGAUAUAAGUAAACCAUUUCCCCUCAUAGAAGGCAAAUCUAAUAUUACAGUCCUUGACACUCAGAUAGAGAAACUGCGCCUCAAGUCUCUCAAACAGAUUGGAGAAGCAGCAGCAAGGAUGAGAAACGAAGCUACUGAUGUGAAAGCCACUCUGACAGAAAUUGAGGAUUGGUUGGAUAGAUUACUGCAACUAAGUGAAGAGCCACAAAACAGUAUGCCUGAUGUAAUCAUAUGGAUGAUCCGAGGGGAGAAAAGACUGGCUUAUGCUCGUGUUCCUGCUCAUCAAGUGCUGUAUUCCACAACAAGCCCCGAAUCAUCUGGUAAAUAUUGUGGAAAGACCCAAACAAUCUUCUUAAAGUACCCACAGGACAAGACGAAAGAUGUCAAAAUGCCUGUGGAGCUGCGAAUUAACAUUUGGCUUGGGCUCAGUGCAGUUGAAAAGAAGUUUAAUAGCUUUGCGGAGGGAACGUUCAGUGUUUUUGCAGAAAUGUAUGAAAAUCAGGCUCUUCUUUUUGGAAAGUGGGGUACCUCAGGACUUGUUGGUCGCCACAAGUUUUCCGAUGUCACAGGGAAAAUCAAACUGAAAAGGGAGUACUUUCUACCCCCAAAGGGCUGGGAGUGGGAAGGAGAAUGGAUGGUUGAUCCUGAAAGAAGUUUGUUGACCGAAGCUGAUGCUGGUCAUACUGAGUUUACUGAUGAAGUAUAUGAAAAUGAGAGUCGCUAUCCUGGGGGGGAAUGGAAAGCAGCUGAAGAGAGUUACACAGAUGUGAAUGGAGAAAAAGCUCCACCACCACGUGAGUUCACAUGUCCUCUUGGAUGGAUGUGGGAAGAUGAUGCUUGGAAAUCCGAUUUAAAUCGAGCAGUGGAUGAAAACGGAUGGGAAUAUGGCAUUACUAUUCCUCCAGACACUAAACCAAAGUCAUGGGUUGCUGCAGAGAAAAUGUACCAUACACAUCGACGACGAAGACUGGUGCGGAAACGUAAGAGGGAUCCAGCUCAAGCAGUAGCAGCAGGAAGGGGAAUGUCAUCAUAUGAAGACCAAGAAGGAUGGGAAUACGCUUCCCUGAUUGGCUGGAAAUUUCACUGGAAACAACGCAGUUCUGAUACUUUCCGUCGAAGACGGUGGAGACGAAAAAUGGCUCCCUCAGAGACACAUGGUGCAGCAGCUAUCUUUAAACUUGAAGGUGCUUUGGGAGCAGACACUAGUGUUGAUGACGGAGACGGGAAGAGUUCAGACAAAACCAAGGAGUCAGCUACAAAGGUGUUUGGUGCCAAUACACCACUUGUUUCCUGCUACUUUGACAGAGUAUAUACUUACCACCUUCGCUGUUACGUCUACCAGGCAAGAAAUCUCAUGGCUUUAGACAAAGACAGUUUUUCAGAUCCAUAUGCUCAUGUUUCUUUCCUCCACCGAAGCAAAACUACUGAGAUCAUUCAUUCAACUCUCAAUCCUACGUGGGACCAAACUCUCAUAUUUAAUGAAAUUGAGAUCUAUGGGGACCCACAGACAGUAGCCCAAAACCCACCUAAUGUGGUUAUUGAACUUUUUGACAGUGACCAAGUGGGUAAAGAUGAAUUCCUUGGAAGAAGUGUUUGUUCCCCCAUGGUCAAGUUAAGCCCAGAAGAGGACAUCACACCAAAACUGCUUUGGUAUCCUGUAAUAAACAAUGGCAAAGCUAGUGGAGACAUUCUUUUCACUGCAGAACUUAUUUUGAGGGACAAGGGUGGUGCCAACCUUCCAAUUCUUCCAUCACAAAGAGCACCACAGCUUUACAUGGUACCUCAAGGAAUCAGACCAGUAGUUCAACUCACUGCUGUUGAGAUUCUGGCUUGGGGAUUGCGGAACAUGAAGAACUACCAACUGGCACCUGUUAUGUCUCCAAGUCUCAUUGUGGAAUGUGGGGGUGAAAUGGUGGAAUCUGUGGUGAUCAAAAACCUCAAAAAGACACCAAAUUUUCCAUCUUCUGUUCUCUUCAUGAAAGUUCUUUUGCCAAAAGAGGAGUUAUACAGUCCAUCUCUUGUUAUUAAAGUAAUAGACCACAGACCAUUUGGACGGAAGCCCAUUGUGGGACAGUGUACUAUUGAUUUACUGGAAACCUUUCGCUGUGACCCCUACACUACGAAAGAAGACAUUGCGCCACAACUGAAAGUUAGUCUACUCUCUGCUGCACCUCGCCAGGACACGGUAAUUGAAAUGGAAGACACACAGCCACUGCUAGCUGCUCAGCUUACGGAAAAGGAGGAAGAAAUUGUUGAUUGGUGGAGCAAAUUUUAUGCUUCAGUAGGAGAACAUGAAAAAUGUGGACAGUAUAUUAAAAAAGGAUAUGACACUUUAAAGGUGUAUGAUUGCGAAUUGGAAAAAGUACCUGAAUUUAAUAGCUUAACAGACUUCUGUGAUACAUUUAAACUAUACAGAGGCAAAUCUGAGGACAGUGAUGAUCCAUCAGUGGUUGGAGAAUUCAAGGGAUCCUUUAAAAUCUAUGCAUUACCUGAUGAUCCCACUAUUCCAGCUCCUCCUCGCCAGUUCCGUGAGCUACCAGACAGUGGGCCUCAGGAGUGUAUUGUACGGAUUUAUAUUGUUCGAGCUUUGCAACUUCAACCCCAGGAUAAUAAUGGGCUGUGUGAUCCUUAUAUCAAACUAUCCCUAAGUAAAAAAGUAAUAGAAGACAGAGAUAAUUAUGUGCCUAAUACUCUCAACCCAAUUUUUGGCAGAAUGUAUGAACUCAGCUGCUUCUUGCCUCAAGAAAAGGACCUGAAAAUUUCAGUCUAUGACUAUGACACAUUGACUCGUGAUGAAAAAGUGGGUGAAACUGUAAUUGAUCUUGAGAACAGAUUCCUUUCUCGUUAUGGAUCUCACUGUGGCAUCCCACAGCAGUAUUGCAUUUCAGGUGUGAAUACCUGGCGUGAUCAACUAAAACCAACCCAGUUAUUGCAAAAUGUAGCCAGGUUUAAAGGCUAUGCUCCUCCUGUCCUCUCUGAGAAUGGCAGAAAGAUUAACUACGGGGGACGAGACUAUACUUUGGAGGAAGCGGAAGCUAACAAAAUUUUGCAUCAGCACCUUGGUCCAGGUGAAGAGCGGCUAGCCCUUCAUAUCCUCAGAACCCAGGGUUUGGUACCUGAACAUGUGGAGACGAGGACCUUAUAUAGCACCUUCCAGCCCAACAUCUCCCAGGGAAAGCUCCAGAUGUGGGUUGAUAUUUUCCCCAAAAGCUUAGGACCACCAGGCCCUCCCUUCAAUAUCGCUCCCCGAAAAGCCAAGAAGUAUAUCUUGCGAGUGAUUGUCUGGAACACGAAAGAUGUCCUUCUGGAUGAAAAGAGCAUCACAGGGGAAGAAAUGAGUGACAUUUAUGUGAAGGGAUGGAUGCCUGGUAAUGAAGAAAAUAAGCAGAAAACCGAUGUUCACUACCGAUCAUUGGACGGUGAAGGAAACUUUAACUGGAGAUUUGUUUUUCCUUUUGACUAUCUCCCUGCAGAGCAACUCUGUUUAGUUUCCAAAAAGGAACAUUUUUGGAGUCUUGACAAGACAGAGUUCAGAAUCCCACCCAAACUGAUCAUUCAAAUAUGGGAUAAUGACAAGUUCUCCUUGGAUGACUAUCUGGGCUUUGUGGAACUUGAUUUACAUAAAACAAUCAUUCCAGCAAAAGUUCCAGAAAAGUGCAAUAUAGACAUGAUUCCAGAAUACAAGGCAGACGGUUCUCAGAAAGCUCCCAGGACUGCCUCUCUCUUUGAACAGAAAUCCAUGAAAGGAUGGUGGCCAUGUUAUGUUGAAAAGGAUGGCUCCCGUAUUUUAGCGGGUAAAGUUGAAAUGACAUUGGAAGUUGUCAAUGAAAAAGAAGCCGAGGAAAGGCCAGCUGGUAAAGGACGAGAUGAACCCAACAUGAACCCCAAACUAGAUCUACCAAACCGACCAGAUACUUCCUUCCUUUGGUUUACAAAUCCCUGCAAGACAAUGAAAUUUAUUGUGUGGCGCAGGUUUAAAUGGCUCUUUAUAGGCCUUAUCAUCUUGCUGAUUUUACUCUUGUUUGCAGCAGUACUCCUCUAUUCAUUGCCGAACUAUUUGUCAAUGAAGAUCGUGAAACCAAUUUAAAGAAGAGUUUUUUACCUCAUCUUUUUAAAUAGUAAUGAGGUUUUGCCUCAGGCUGUGGACCAAAGCCAGCAAAGCUCUCCAUCUUUUUUAUCUGCAAGUAUUUGGAACUGUAAAAUAGAAAAAUAAGAAUUUAACCAAGGUUAGCCAAGGUUCAAGGGGUCAUCACAGGUGUUUUUUAAAAAACAA